Rodentolepis nana is the source of this 1119-nucleotide messenger RNA. The record is from the annotation of a GenBank genome assembly. NCBI's taxonomy places the organism in Eukaryota, Metazoa, Platyhelminthes, Cestoda, Cyclophyllidea, Hymenolepididae.
AUGCUGCCAAUUGUACUACCUAAUGCGGUUUUUAACCACUUCCUGCUUGAAUUGCAAUGCCUUCAACUUAAAGCUGCUGUUCGUGAAGGCACUUUAAUCAUUGAAGCUCCUGGGGACCACACGACAUUUGCUUUGUCAUUCCGUGAUGACGAAAAUUCUGAACAAAAGUCUCAAACAAAUCGAACGCCUUUACAAGGCAAAGCCAAUCACCCCUUUAAGUGCAUUGAACAACCAUCAAUAAGUUGUUUAAACGAUUUACACAAUGUAAAUCAGACCUUUAGUUCGGAAUCUAUAUAUUCAACUUCCAUGUCAGAUUGUGCUCUUGAUCUCACUAAAAGUACCUCAGUUUCUUCCUCUACCCAAAAGGCACCUGAGAAGGGAGGUACUGAAGAGGUAAAUGGGAUGAUGAAGAUCUUCCAACUAAACCUCUUCCCAUCUACGAGCCUGCCACUAUUUCAGCCGAUAGCAACCAAUUCAACCAUGUCGUCCGGCAUACGAUUUGGACCUUAUUCUGUUGCAUCAUCUCCGGUGAAACAAAGACGAGUUGGAGAAACGUUAGUUCCAAAACCAUACGGAUAUCGACAGUAUAGAUGUAAUCAGUGUGAUUACAUAUUUGACUCAAUUCGGAAUCUCGAACUCCAUACUCUAGAGACGCAUGGUGGAUACAAAUGCCAUUUGUGCAAAAAGCCGUUUACUCAGCGCUCUAAUCUACAACGACAUGCUCUUAAACACGUUGACUUCAAGCCGUUCGAGUGUAUUUUAUGUGGAAAGGCCUAUUAUCGAAAGGAUCACUUAAUGAGGCAUAUGCAGAAAAUGCAUCCUCUCCAUCCCGCCGAAGAGAAUAUUCAAGUGAAAUUGAGGACUUCGGAAAGUCUCGACUAUCUGAGACAGACGAGAGGAGAGGACUUUCUAACAACCCCUGACUUACGAAACGAAGGCUCUAGAAGUGAAAAUUGCUUGACCUCUGAAGACAAAGGAGUAGAAGUCGGGGAGACAGAUAUAAGGGUUGAUGACACCAACAGCACCAAGUCUUCGGUUAAGUCUUCCACUGAUUUCCUAUCCAAAGAAGGGGUUCCGCCAACUGAAAAUGAGUUUCCUCUUCUCAGUUCGCCUCAUUAG